AUGGACGGUCUUAAAGAUUUGGUUGCUCCUAAAACACUCCACUGGAUCAGUUAUGUGGCAAAUGUAUUCUGGAUUGUGCUCGGAACUAUCCUAUCAACAAUCGUUCUAUACACUGAAAACAGCGAACCGACUGACUUUCGUUGUGGCUCAACUGGCGACGAGGAACUCAUUGGUAAAAAGUGUUACGAACAGUAUGAAAAACAGUACAACAAAUUCGGUAUUCCUGUGUAUGGGUUCGUGAUUAUUAACUUCCUUGUUACUGCAAGUGUUUGUGGAAUUUACUCACAAGCGAUGAAGUCGAGAGUUGAGGUACUAAGUGAACACGACCAGAAUCAAAAUGAUGAAGAAAUGCAAACUCAACCAAGGAACAAUAACUUAACCGAAAAAAAGCUUUUCAAAGCGUACUGUUUGCAACUUCUUACCAGAUUUUUUCUUGGGAUUUUAUUUGUCUUUCUGCAGACCAAAUUACUUUAUCCUCUCAGCUUUCCCUCGAACUUUAGCUGUAACUUAACAAGAGACGGGAAGUUUUCAGACAUUACGGCCAGUGGGUCUCGCAACGAAACUCAAACGCAAACGUCAUAUGAAUGUCAUAAUCAACGAGCGACUAAGAAGACCUUUUGGGCUGAUGCCGUGAUCGUUGUAACUGGAACGUUUGUAUUUCUUGUGUUUAUCGGGUGUCUGUAUAUGUUGUUAUGGCGUGCAAGAGAAGGAAGCUUUAAAGCCUUUACGGAGGACCAGGAAUUUCAUAAACGUUAUCUGAGUUCGAAUACGUCAAAUUCAGAUUCUACGCCUUCUACAGUAAACGAACUGGGUCCGUUAUUGAACAACGACGACGAUCAUACCAAUCCUUCAUCUACCUGCGUUCAACCCUGCAAUGAAUCCCCGCCAGAACCGCCGCAUAUUGACAAUCGAACCGAACUGCCACCAUCAAACGCGCCAGCCACGGCAUCCAGCAACGCUUCACAUGACUCGUCAAUCAACCCCAAUCCAACAGACGAACAAACAUCCGUCUCCACUUUCAUCAAACAUAUGAAGGAACAUGUCCGAUGGAAAACCGAAAGAUCUGAUGGAGAUCCUUUUGAUCCUAAUCCAGGUGAAGGCUCUCAAGGAGAUCAAACGCUUGACCAAAUAUACACCAAUUUGGUUAUUCACGAGGGGAGAGUUGAUAUGCAUGACUUGAUAGCUGGAGAUAGAGAGAAACCACUAGAAGAGUACCCUACAAGAAAACCCAGAGAAAACUCGCAACCAACACAACCAGCAGAUAUUUUUGGUGCUGAAAAACAGAAGAUACUUGUUGUUGGUCGUCCUGGAAUUGGAAAAACUAUGUUUAGCACGAAGAUUCUCCGCAACUGGGCUUCCGAUAACUUGUUUAAAGAAGCACAAAAAUCACCAGUGGAUUUCAAAGUCGCUUUCCUCAUCAAGCUUAGGAGAUUUAACUCCAAGCAAGACGAAAAACUCAGUCUUCGCGAGCUUCUGAGUCACUCAGAGUAUUCCAAAGAAGAUCUAAACGAAGAGGUCUGGAACUACAUUCUUCAAAACCCAAACAAAGUACUUGUGAUUUUUGAUGGAUUUGACGAAUAUUCUGGCAAGACUAAAAUCGAUGACGAAAGCCAUUCUUACAGAGACAAUGAACAGGAAAGCAUGCCUAUUCAUUUCCUCUUCAAGAAAAUAGCAUCAGGAGACAUUCUUCGCGGUGCCACAGUCUUAACUACCACAAGGCCAAACGCUGGGUCAUUUAUGAGAAGUUUUAACUUUGACAAAACGGUUGAAAUUCUGGGAUUUACAACUGAGCAAGUGGAUGAGUAUGUGCAGAAGUUCACCAAAGGCGAUGACCAGAAAGCAAACACCAUAAAGCAGCACAUCAGCAAUAACCGUAAUCUCUUAUCCUUUUGCUACGUUCCGGUGAAUUGUUUCAUCAUUUGUUCCUGCUUGUUUCAACUUCUUUGCAAAUCCGCUAGCCCUGGCCUUCUUCCCACAACACUAACUAAAAUAUACUCCAUCGCUGUCAAGUACUUUUACUUUCGUCACGGCCACUCUGAAAAAGUGAGCAGCGUUGAAGACAAUUUUCUUGACCCAUUUAAGAAACUGUCUUCCUCUGUGCAAGGCGAGUUCACACGCCUUGGAGAAAUUGCUUUUCGUGGAAUUGAAAACGGAAGACUGAUUUUUGAAUCAGUUGAAGUUAACAACCUAAAGAGUAAUGGCCUGUUUCACCGUUUACCUGACACUAGUGACGAUCCUUUAUCAAGGAGAAGAGAACAAUAUUGUUUUAUACACCUGACGAUGCAGGAGUUCAUGGCUGCGAAGUAUUUGAUAGACACGUUGAGUUCCGAAGAACUGCGGAAUUUCGUUUCCGCUCACGUCAAGGAUGGCGCGUGGUAUGUUGUGAUGCAGUUUGUGGCUGGACUGUUGGCUGAACAAGAAGGACAAUCAACAGAUAUUUUCAGCGACCUUCUUCCCUUAAAAACUUUGACUCAAGAAGUUAAAAUCAAGUUGAGUGAGGACUCAGAGGAACAAACUGAAACACUGACCUGUUGGCCAGCUCAUGAAGACAAGGCUUUAGUGGUGACGCUAUUCAAUUGCAUGUAUGAGAAUAAUGCCUCUGAUCGAGAAGUUCAAAAGAAACUGGCGAAAAUUGGUUGCAAUGCGCUUAAUUUUAGUGACUGUAACCUGUCACCUCUAGACUGUUUAGCAUUAGUGCAUGCACUUAAAUCUGUUGAAGGAAUUUUGGAUUUUAAUUUAAGCAACAACUUCCUUCAGUCGUUGACAUGUAUUGAGAUUGCGAAGUUGUUUCCUGGCAACGAACAUAAUCAGGGUUUUUGCGAACUAAAAAGUUUAAACCUCGGGGGUAACCAAUUAACUGAUAAAGGAGUUAAACUUUUAUCCACAGCACUCACACACACUAACUGCAAACUAAAAAGGUUAAACCUCUGGGGUAACAGCAUAACUGAUGAAGAUGUUGAACAUUUAUCUACAGCACUCACACACACUAACUGCAAAUUAAACAGCUUAAACCUGGGGGGUAAUAGCAUAACUGAUGAAAAUGUUAAAAAUUUGUCUAAAGCACUCACACACACUAACUGCAAACUAAACAUCUUAAACCUCAGUGGUAACAACGUAACUGAUGAAGGUGUUAAACAUUUAUCUACAGCACUCACACACACUAACUGCAAACUAAAAAGCCUAAACCUCUGGAAUAACAAGAUAACUGAUCAAGGUGUUAACCAUUUAUCUACAGCAGUCACACACACUAACUGCAAACUAAAUAGCUUAGACCUCAUGAAUAACAGCUUAACUGAUCUAGGUGUUAAACAUUUAUCUACAGCACUCACAAACACUAACUGCAAACUAAACAGCUUAAACCUCUUUGGUAAUAAAAUAACCCAGGAAGGUAAAAAUCUCUUAAACUCAAUAAGCAUAAACUGUGAAGUAAGAAUCUAAGCCAUUAAACAUGUAUCGAGGUCUAGAAGUUGUUACCUGGCAGCGAACACAGUCGGGGUUUUUUCGUCUUAAAAAAUUAAAUCUCGCUUUUAAUCAUAUAACAGAU
This is a messenger RNA of Porites evermanni, 3544 nucleotides long. NCBI's taxonomy places the organism in Eukaryota, Metazoa, Cnidaria, Anthozoa, Scleractinia, Poritidae. The record is from the annotation of a GenBank genome assembly.